CUUAACGAGCCAAAUGCGAACUUAAGUUGCGCAGAGUGAUGGUCACCGCGUCGCUUCAACCUCCAAGUCCGCACUACACCGCAUCCAUGAGCGGCACCCCAGCGCUCGCCUCCUCUCUUUCCUAUGAGAUCCCGGACGAAUAUCGCUCUUUCUUCACGCCGGCUCAAGCCGAAGAGCUCGCUACGCAGUUUCGCAUUAGCGACGCUGACGGCAGCGGCUCUAUUGACGAGCGGGAGUUCCGCGCGCUGCUGACACGCAUGGGACAACAGAUCAGCGCUGCGGAGGCUGACGCGCUUGUGGCAAGCAUCGAUGUUAACGGCGACGGGCUGUUGGACUUCGCGGAGCUCGUGCAAAUGAUCGUGCGGCUCCAGCGAGGCGAUACGAAGCUUGCGGCACUCAGGAAGUUCAUGGAGGCCCUGGACACUACGCCCGUCGCGCUGCUGGAGCGUGAGGCGGCCAAGUUUGGGUUACAAGUCGUGUAUAAGUUAGUAGAGGAUGGUGCUGAUGACGUAGCACCGAAUAGCGAGCCGUCGGAGUUCCUUCAAAUGCAACUGGAGCUCGUGGGCAAAGUGUGUGGCCCGACGGGUCGAGAAUCCGUGAGCGCCAUGGGCAAAACAACGCGAGAAGCCAAGUUUAAAGCUGCUGAAGCUGCACUAGUGAAGAUUAAGAAUCUUCAACCAGGACUUGCCGUACAGCCUGGGGAGUUACCGAAGCAGUGGGAGAAUUGGCUCGUCGCCAAUAUUGAGAGAGGAGCGAGUGUCAAGAAACUGAUGCAAACACUGACACAGAAAGGGUUUUUGCUGACGGGGAAUUUGCCCUUGAUGCAGGAGAUAUCGACCAGAGCCUCGUCAUAUCGACUGCGGACCAAGCGCAAUGCACCCACUAGCAUUUACGGCGCAGCAAUCGACAGCUCUGGAGGCCCUGACAACAAUGAGACCUUUCGCUCAGGGUUACCGGUCAAGUCAUCACGUACAGCGUGCAGUUUUGCUGCAGUGGAGAAAAUGCCAUCACCUUCGGUGCAAGUGUUACACCCACAAUGGGCUCACUGGUGCCAGCAGGAGCUUGCGCGGGGAAUUGAUGGCAAUGUUGUACUGAUCGAACUUGUGUCACAAGGAUUCAUGCCGGAUAAAAGUCCGAUGUUUGCUCAGCGACUGCUCCACGUUGUCAAAAAUCGUGAUGAUCGCUACAGCAACGGUGCUGAGUCCCCUCGUACAGCAGCGUUGAAACCAUAUUCUUUCUUGCGGGUACUGGAGGAGGGUAUUCUACACGAGGUUGAACUCUUUGUGUUUGGUGGUCAAGAUGUGAACGCUCUUCAAUUGGAUGUGAACACAAAGUUGAUGCAAUCUCCUCUGCAUAUUGCUAGCAAACAUGGCUAUCAUUCUAUCGCGAAGCUGCUUCUUCAGCGAGGCGCUCAAGUUGAUGAUCUGGAUUCUUUCCAUCGCACACCCCUGAUGGUCGCUGCAAUGUGCGGUCACAGCGAAAUAACUGCGUUAAUGCUGGACCACGGAGCUGACAUAUUCCAGCUGGAUAAAUUAAAAAACUCAGGACUACAUUUGGCUGCAUUCAGUGGCAGUUCCACGAUAGCUUCCCAACUGUUACGUGCACAUGAUGACUCUUUUCGGUUAUUUAUCACGAAUCUACCGCAGCGGUGUGGCGAAUGCUAUGAGCACUUGCUGCAAAAGACGUACGAGAUCAUUAUGAAGAGCAAGUUACGAGACAACGAACGUCGCCGCUAUCAUUUAUCGUGGCUGUUUGAAUCUGUACAAUGGCUGCAUAACAAGUUAUUCGGGAAUGGGGGUGAUAACACCCGAAUCUGUAAGAUGCCAGCACCACAAAAAUCUUUCAUGGACUAUCUUGUGUCGCGCUUUCACAAAAAGCUCCCGAAACGUGGCAUUCAUGACGAACUUGCUGCCAAUAGCGGCAACGAGAGAGAGGAGGAAGAAGGAGGUACAGAUGAUGAACUAGCAAGACGUCGCAAGGAAGGCGAUCCGGCAGAUUGGCUUUCACUGUCAGAGAUGAGCUUCUUUUUGGACACGUAUCUGCGUGAAAUGUACAAGCACCUGCCUAAUCUUCAGGGUCGCACCGCACUGCACGUAGCGUGUGAUGAAAAUCUGGUGUGUACUCACGAAAGAGUGAUCCAAUGCCUAGCAGAAAAGCAUGGUUGUAGUCCCUUUCUACAAGACCACAGCAGCAAGACCCCUCUUCAGCUUCUGUUAGCGUGUCGAGGUCGGCCUGGCAGUCCAAAAGGUGACGCAAACCUUGAGGAAGAGAUAUUACAGAAGCGAGUUGAGCGUGUACGAGUGAAGGAGCUUCGUCUUGAAGAGGAACGAGUCGCCCACCGACGCAGAGUUUGGCAAGACGAGGUUAAUCGACUAGCCCAUAAUUUCAACGAUUUGGAUACUCUGAACCGCAUGCGCAAGCUGGUAAAGGAGAACGACGGCACACCUGUGGCUCGUGGCAAAGGUUGGGAUACCUACGAGGAACCUCAAAGCCAUAAUCGUCUGUUUGAAAACACUCGCAGUGGUUUUGUCCAGCGACAAGUGCCUGCCCAACUAGUAGAAGAAGGUCGGGCUCGGCUGGGCUGGAAAGAAAAGAUGGAGACGAAUGCUCGCUUCGUUGAGCGUCAUCGUUUGCGUCCAGAGUGGGAACUUCACCGAGUAAAUGGGACGGACGUGUACUUCUUUUUCAAUCGCGAGACGGAGCAUUGUCAGUGGAUUUCACCUGAUGGUUUGCCAGUUCGAGAAUGGCGUACAAAGCGCUUCUUCGAGAACGCAGAGCAGCUUGAAGACGAACUAGACCAGGCCAGUCUUGUUGUUCAGUUUUCCGGGAUUGCAUCAGCGGCAAUUGUGGAUAAUGCUGUAAAAGGUCGAACGCUUGGCAACUGGCGUGAAUGUCAGGGUUUUGGUGGUGUCACGUUUUACUUGCACGCUCUCGAUCACCGAGUUGUCGUGGAAAAACCCGAUGAAGUUAUUUUGCACGAAGGUUACCGCUAUGCUCAUGCGCUUAUUUAUGAGCGUAGCGAAGAGAUCGAACCGCAUGAUCGCGGUUGGCAUCGCUACUACGAUCCGCAGACAUCCCACACUUUUUAUUUCAAUGAACUUUCAGGAGACUGCGUGCACGACACCUUCGCUACAAAAACAUUUAUACACGAAAUUCGACGUCCGAAACGCCAGGCAAGGUUUGCUCUUACAACUGAGGAAUUACGGCGCCGGAAGGAGGAGCAAGAAUGGAAAUCAGCAUUGCAACGAGCACGGAGACACGAAGAAAGUCUUAAAACUGCAGAAGAGAGGAACAAUAUGGCAACGGAGCAGCAAAAGCGAGAGAAGGAGGAGCUGGAGAAUGCUCUGCGCCAACUGGAAAGCAGUGUCACGGGUGAACACUUGACGAUUGAUGGUGACGACGAUACCCGCGCCGAAAUGGAGACUGGCAAUAACACCAAGGAAAUAAAGAAAAGCAAGAGGAGGACGAAUACAAAGGGCAGGAGUCUGGCGUACAUUGAUGCUCGGUUCCGCCGUGAGCGUGAAGUGUUUCUGAAGGCUCGAGAGAAUCACCUACUAACCUCAAUUGAUCCAGCACGGAAGGACCCGCGGCGCGAAAUCGAACGAUGCGAAGAGAUAGAGCAUGAUCUAAAUGAAGAAGAGCUUGAAAACGCAAAACAAGAGGAUACUAACGCCAAACCCGCGAUUAGAGAGCGCCGUCGGGUUUGUCGUAUUUUGACGCGGACCGAAGAGCGAUUCCGUUUGGGUCGAGCGCCCUGUCGAUGGGGCUGCGAGCUGUGGCUUCCACGUGAAUUUAGUCUUGAAGAACACGAGCGUGUCGAGUGUCCGAGAAGGCUCAUGAUAUGCCGUCUGGGUUGCAAUGUGGUCAUGGAACGACGGCAGUGGCGUGAGGUUAUAUACGAUCACGAGUCUGAGGAAGAAGAGAAAUGCUCAAGUCGCAUAGUGUAUUGUCCACGAGAGUGUGGCAUUUGGUUACCACACUUUGAUCUAGCGGUGCCACAUAUGCGGGAUCUGUGUGUUAGGAGGCCAGUUGGAGAUUUACGAUGUCGAUUGGGGUGUGGUCAGGUAUAUCAAGGAGGGGCUCAUGAAUUGUUGGCACUGGAACAAACGCGACUUGCCCACGAACUUGACGAUUGUGACCUGCGCAAGGUGAUAUGUACAUGGCCAAAAUGCAAUGCUGUGAUUCUUGCGAAAGAUCGAAACGCUCAUCGUCGCGUUCAUCUACUAUCGUCUGGAAUUCUAAGCUUCGUGACUGCCGAGGUGCAUGAGUACAAAGUGCCACGCGAUGUGAAGCUCUUGAAAUUCCAGGCUUGGGGCGCUGGUGGGGGUAGUGGACUUUUGCGUGGCCAAACAGUAGGCCACGGCGGCGGCGGCGCGUUUGUUGAGGGGAUAUGCCCGGUGUUUCCUGGUGAAACCCUCUAUUUCUCGGUUGGAGCAGGAGGUAGUGGAGGUAAAUUUGCUCGAAUGGUUGAGAAUCCAGAUGAAGAGAAUUACGAUGCGGGGGCUGAAAACAAAACCAUAAAGAUACCUGGCGGUGUUCUCGUCACCACGCAAGUAUCUACAGCGAAAGGGGGGCUUCCUGGUGGCGGACAAGGACACAGUGGUAACAAGGAAUCUGCAUGUGGAGGGGGCGGAGGCUUUACGAGUAUUUAUCGUCAAGGUGCGUACGGAAUCGAGUACAUCUUAAUCGCUGCAGGUGGAGGUGGUGGCGGAACAUGCAGGAAUGGAGGGGGAGGGGGAGCUUGCAAAGCCAGAAAACCCCAAGAAGGUGACGACGUUCGUUGUGGUCGUCCAGGUGGAGACGUUGCGGGUGGAUCUGCUGGGAAAUGCGAUGAGUUCAACCCUAUAUGCAAAUUUGUUGGUACGAAUGGCACUUCAAUGCAGGGUGGAGAUGGCGCUGAGUUUGGAGGAGGCGGAGGAGGAGGAAUUUUUGGAGGCGGUGGGGGAGGAUUUUCACCCGGAAUUGUUGGCGGAGGUGGUGGAGGGUCUAGCUACGUUAACUCAAACCUUGUGAACGUGAAGAGCAUCCACGUCGAAGCAGGUGGAGUCAUUAAACCUGGUGGUAUGGAUGAAAACCCACCACAAAGUGUCCGAGGGGCUUAUUGGGACCUGGUCGAUGGUGUCGCUGGCGAGGGUGGUACCGGAUCGAUGCGAGGGACUGCGAGUGGAAACCAUGGAGGAGUACGGAUCGCGAGGCCUGGGUUCUUCGAUGACAUGAAGCUACAUCGCUAAUAGCCGCUGCCAUUACUUCGAAUGAACCGCUAUCUUCCUGGGAAUCGUGGUGGAAUAUAUGCUUCAGCACGGAAUGAGUAGCCACUGGUGGACAUGCAUCACUCGUUUCACCGGUGACAGCAACAACCGCAGCUGAAGUGCUAGCAGGCGAAGACUGACAUGGUGAAAUCUCACCACCAGGAGAUGGAACUGGGGCGAUUUCGGUUGUUUCAUUACCAGCUACCGAUCCAGUAGAGUGACGGCUUUUCUUUAGACUGCGACGGAGUGUAUCUGCGGCAACUGCAGCUAUAACACUCGUCUAUCAGCAAGUAUAUUGGAGGAAGCACGUCAGCUCAAAACCAAGUACAAACGGAAAAUACUGUGAUCGAUAGACGUACCCGAAAUUUGCGACGCAUGAGGUGGCGAUACUGCUGGAGGUUAUUCGUGUCGUCAGUCGAGACAGCCAAAGAUUGGCGCGACGUGCGUUGUGCCUUGAACCAUUCAUGGCUGAGUGCUUUAGCAGCAGUAGAUCGCGCUCCAGGGUCUACAUGAAGCAGCGCCGAGAUCAAAUCUUUAGCCUCGCUCGAGAUGGCUUCCCAACGAGGUCCAGUCAUGGAAAACUGUCCAGAUUGGAUGUUGCUUAUCAUUUGGUCUCGAGUCUGUCGGCCAUCGGGAUCGAAUGGAUGAACUCCGCUUAGCAGCACGUAGAGCACGAUGCCCACGCUCCAUACAUCACUCUGGACACCAACUUGGGAGCUUCGCGCUGGCUUGGGCAUUGAGGCUUCCAUAUCGUCUGGAGACUCGGAUAAUUGUGCUGCUUUGAAGACCUCGGGUGCGCAGUAGGCCCAGGUCAUCCGACCAUUGGAAAGCAAACUACUCUCUUCGACGAGUGCUGCAAGACCAAAAUCUGCCAGUUUAAUGCUUGCAAGCUUUGGACUCGUUGAUGUUAGCAGUAAGUUUUCCGGCUUGACGUCUCUGGAUCAACAAGGCAGUGAGAAGCACUACGGACAGCCCGUUUAAAGAUUCUGCCUACCUGUGCGCAAUGCCAAGCUCGUGGAGAAAGCGUAAUGCUUCAAGAAGGUCUGCAAUGAAACGUCGAGCGUCCCAUUCCGAGUACGCUCCUUCAUCAAUUAGAGCCUGGAAGAGUUCCCCACCCUCUGCAAGCUCCAUGACGAUGUAUACGAACUCACGUGUCUCCAUUACAUCGUGUAGUGCUACCACAUUCGGGUGAGAAGCACAACGACGUAAUAACGCCACCUCACGCUCCCACUGGACAGGAUCUUCAUUGAUCAGCUGCUGCUUCGCUUUGUCCAAACGUUUGAUAGCAACUAAUCCACCACUAGCACGCUCUCGCGCACGAAAUACUCGCGAGCAAGUUCCAUCCCCAAGAACCACCUCUGGAGUAUCGAACUCAUAAAACUGUGUCAACGAAGGCCAACGGCGACUUGCACAGACUCCCAUCGCUAGCUCGAACUAAAUUCCCGUUUGAUGAAACAAUGUGGGUCGAGGCCACACGAGCAUUCAAUCUCUUUAAAAAUACCAGAGUAAGACUCAUCAAG
Messenger RNA from Phytophthora nicotianae INRA-310, 6769 nucleotides. RefSeq lists its product as hypothetical. Bases 39 to 5231 code for a protein of 1730 amino acids. NCBI's taxonomy places the organism in Eukaryota, Oomycota, Peronosporomycetes, Peronosporales, Peronosporaceae. The record is from RefSeq and is a predicted model, not a curated record. The transcript is spliced from 3 exons. Gene Ontology annotation, molecular function: calcium ion binding; protein binding; zinc ion binding.